AUGGCGAGAGUAGGUGACUACGUGCUCUUCCGGUACGACUUGCCUGGACCGCCGGUGUAUCAUGAAAGGCUCGUGACGGGGGUCUCGAUAGGGGAUCCAGGUCUCGUCAGCACGUAUUCGCCUGAUGGAGACCACUAUGCAGAAUAUACGACGUCGGACGACCUCAGAGAUGUGCGGUGGUCGGGGACGCAGGGCGCGACCCCGCCCGGUGUCAACCCGGCCCACGUCUACCGCUUCCGCCAGGUGCCGACGGCGGCGGAGAUCCAGCAGCUGAUCCGCGAGGGCUCGCUCCUCGUCGGGGGCGUGGCGCCGCCUGCUGCCGCUGCCCCCGCCGCCGCAGCGGCGCCCGCGGCGGGUCCUCCCGCGGCGGCCGCAGCCCAGGGAGCCAUCGUGCCGCGCGGCGCUGGCGUGGUGGGAGGAGUCCCGCGCGCUGGGGCCGCGGCCGCCCCAGCAGCGGCUGGCACAGUGUGGCUGGCGAUCGAGGACUACCAGGGGAUGCGGCGCGGCGAGCGGAUGCCUGACCCGCUGCCGCAGGGCGCCGUCGUUCAAGGUGACCUGGCGCUGGUGCCUCAUGCAGGGGGCUUCGUCGGAGCGCGCCAGGUGGCCAUGGCAGACGUGGAUGCCUUCGUCGUGGACGACCUGCGCGUGCUGCCCGUGCGGUUCAACCAGCAGGGGGCGCGCCGCCGCCCAUACAGCGAGGCCGUGGACAUGCAGAUCGUGGACGAGCCCGAGGGCGGCAUCAUGCUGCAGGGGCCGCGCACCACUGACUGGGUGCUGCGGUCGUAUCGCGAUGCCGGGCUCACGCCAGUCACUCAUCAUUCGAACUGGCUGAGGCGAAGGCUGGCUCACAGGCGGCAGACGGAGCAGUGUGCCAAUGAUGCCAUUGCGGGCCUCGACGCUAUCCAUCCUCCUUGCGAGCAGCGUGGGCCCAUCACGGCGGCUCAGCGACUCGCGACCGCCACCAUUUUGAACGAGGUCAGGAUGGCCCCGAAGUCUGACACUCACUUUUCUCGCCGUGGAGCCGCGAAGGAGCUCCUGGCCUCCAGCCUGUCCUACACCGCGGACGAGGCACCGAGUCCCGUGGUAAGGUACGUCAGAUCCCGAGUCGACAUCCCAGAAGUGGGCGCGGUCAUACCUCCUGUCGAGUCGGUGCUCGACGGGGUCGGGAGGAACUACGUGCUGGACUACGAGCAAGCGAUGAUGAAGACUCCCGACGAGUGGUCCCGCGUCUUGGAUAGCGAGCCGCCCGUCACUCCCUACAUGGACGAAGUUUUGAAGCGUGACCCUGUGGCGUACAACGCCUUCAUCGGCGACCUGGUGAAGGCUGAUGUGCGCAACUACUUCUACGCUCUCGGCCUGAGGGAGGAGCUGGGACUGUUCUUCUCGCUGCCGCCGGUGUCACAGGCUUCGUUGUCGCAAUGGGGGGUUGAGGCAGUGGGCACUCCCGAGGGCCCCUCAGGGGGCUGGGUCUGGCCGUUCCUGCGGGUCGUGCCGAUGGGCUGGUCUUGGGCUUUCUGGCUUGGGCAGCGUGCGAAUGCGCACGUCUGCUGCUCUGCCUCGGGGCUCGGGUUCCCGCGGGCGCUGACCGAUCACGGUCCGGUGCCCCCGCUCGACGGGGGGGUCCCUUGCCUCUUACCCUAUUGCGAUAACAUCAACGUGAUCGGCACUGACCCUGACAAAUGCAAUGUCCUGAUGCACCAGAUCUGCGACGCCUGGAGGAAGCAUGGCGUGCAGAUCCACGAGGUGGUUGAGGCCGCCGACGUCUUCACCAGCCUCGGCCGCCUGAUCGACGGCGCGUCUGGGCGAGUUUUCUCACGGCCCGAGCGCUCCGAGCGCCUCCGCCAGGCCUCACUGUGGCUAGAGCCGCGCCCUAGAGUCACGGGGAGGGAGGUGGAGAGGUAUGUGGGUCAUCUCAUUGAUCAUUUGAUGCUGAAGAGGGAGCUGCUCUCGAUCCUCAGGAGUUUGUAUGAUUUCGUCAGAGAUUGCUAUCACGUGCGAGCCCGUCUCUGGCCCUCAGCUGCCCGCGAAGUCGAGCAGUGCCGUCGCUUGCUGCCGCUGAUGUCUGCUAACCUUCGGCUUCAGUGGUCGCCGAGUGUCUUCGCCUACGACGCUUGCCUGACGGGUAUGGCGACGUGCCAGACAACACUGUCAUCGGAUCUUGUCAAGCGCAUCGGGUCAGUCAGUGAGAGAUGGAGAUAUCGCAUGCCUUCGGCUAUCUCGGCACGCCGGUCAGCUCUGGGAGUCCGUUCUGGAUGCGACGAGGCCUCGGAGGGGCCGUUCGACGUCUUCAGCGACUUCGAGACCGUCAAGGCCCCCAGGAGUACCAGCAUGGGCCUUGUCAAGGACCCCUGGUAG
Prorocentrum cordatum is the source of this 2355-nucleotide messenger RNA. The record is from the annotation of a GenBank genome assembly. Lineage: Eukaryota; Dinophyceae; Prorocentrales; Prorocentraceae.